Molecule: messenger RNA, 2430 nt
Organism: Closterium sp. Naga37s-1
Lineage: Eukaryota; Viridiplantae; Streptophyta; Zygnematophyceae; Desmidiales; Closteriaceae
Source: the annotation of a GenBank genome assembly
AUGGCCGGUCGCGAACUGAAGGCGCUGUUGAACAAUGGCGAGCAGGGCGCUACUUACACUGCUACGAUCUCGAUCGCUGGCGCCACUGUGGAGCUCCCCCCCGAGCAGAGGAAGUGCUUCUCCGAUGAUAAGCAUCCUUUCACCGCGACCUCCUUCGACUUUCUCGCCUGCGUGGUAGUUCGGAAGUGCGUGUCCCCGUCGCUCCAGGAGGCGAUACAGGUGGUGCCCUCCAAUGUUGUCGCGGACAUCGUCGCAGGUGGUGAGGCCGCGCACGUGGCGUUUGACGGUCUGCUUGGAUGUAAGCUGGUCGCGUUCUGCAUUUGGCCCGGAGUACUCAACGACCUCGAUGCGGUUGUUGGACACGACCCUGCGCCUCGCAUUGCCAAGCCAAUUGCCAGGACGCUGACCACAUUGCGGCAGGAUGCGAAACGUGCCGCGGAGGAGCUCGCGUUCAGGUCCAGGUGCGGGAUUGCGGACGGCCAUGGGGGGGAUCACGAACGUGUGAGGUCGCACGAACAGCCGGCGGGAUCAUAUGAUUCGGGUCGCGAUGCACCCGCACUCAAUACAGCUCUUGCGCUCGCGAACGCAGGGGAGGAGGAGCAAGGGGAGGGGGAGCAGGAGAAACCGGACAAGGAGGAGGGCUCGAGCUCUGACCGCGACGAGGACGCCCCUGUGAACGCGCCGCAGGGUUUAGGUGCCAAGAACGCGCAGGAGGAGGCAGACGAGGCAGAGGGACAGGGUCGCGGAGAGGUCGAAGGGGAUGCUGCGGAGGAUGACCAGCGCGGUGAUUUGGAGCUGGAGGCUUCGGUAGAAGUGGAGGGGGAAGAGGAUGAGGAAGAGGAGGAAGACGUGGAGGAAGUCGCGGCCAACAAUGCCUGGCGGGAGGCGAGCGCGGUCGCGGGUGCAGGGAAGAGUAUUCGCGGUCUGCAGGCGGUGCUGUCCCCCCGUCACGGUAGCGCGACCCCGUCGACAGAGUAUGCGGGCAAGAGUCCUGUCGCGGGCAAGCGUAAACACUCGGAGCUGGUGAAGAUGGAUCCUGCUAAGCUGGCCGCGGAGAUCCUCCGAUUGGACGAGCAGGUGAAAAAUCAGAAGCGCAAGCUGGACGAGCUCGCGUCCGCAAAGCCCCGCAGGGGAGGGAAGCGGCAGAAAGGUCCCGCGGCGAAUAGCGUCAGCGAUCUCCUUAAGAAGGGGGGCGCGGUCGUCGUGCGCUGCGGGGGAACCACCAUGCGGGAUGCGGCUGCGGGACCACCGCCUGCCACCACGGAAUUGGAAGCUGGUAAAGGCAAGGCCAAGGUCGAGGACGCCCCGCCCACCACCACCGCCAUCACCACCGCGAUAGUGCCCGCGGCAGGCAACACCGCCGCGGUCGCGCCUGGACAGCCUGGACCCAGCUCCAUCGCCCCUGCAAUCCCCCCCUCUGCAGAUGUAAAGGCGAAGAAUCAGGGCCGCGGUGGUUGUAAGCCGCCUCCAGCCGCGUUGAAGGCGGACCACGAGGACGACGACGACUCGGACGCGGACGAUGAGGUUGAGCUGGUGCUGCAGAGGUUCAUGGGGCCAAGCGACACCAGCGGCACUAGCGGCAAGCGCAAGGGCUGUGGUAUCCGCCCUCCGCCCAGGGGUGGAGAGGGGAUGGUGGGCGAACCGUGGCUGGGGGGGAGACGUCGCUGGCUGGGACAUCACUCCUACCAAGAGGUGCAGUACCUGACCGCGAUCGCGGUCAUGUGUUACGACAAGAAGAUAGACCCCGGGCUCAAGCUGAAUGUGCAGCAGAAGAGUGAGUGGGCCGAGGAUAUCUCCGCGGCCGGGACGAUGUGUACCGGGCUAUUCACCACCAUGCACCUCCGCAACCUUUGCGGCAACGUAGACAGGUACCACCACAUGUUCAAGGCCUACCGCGACCUCACCCGCCCCGGUUCCACCCUCGGCAACGCGGUCGCUUGGGCAGCAGCGGUGGGGAAGGAGGCCGCAGAUGAGGAGCCCGAUGUCACCGGCGCCCAAGAGGGCCUGUUUGCUGGCGCGGUCGCGUGCGCCAUAGCGAUGGUGUGGGAGACCUGCAACGGUCUCGAUCUCGAGGGUAUCGUGGAUGCUGGAUACGUCGCGGCGCAGAGUGCUGGCACUCCAGAAGAAAAGGCCCGCGCGUACGUCUCGAUCGUGACCGCGGUCUUCAAAUGGGCCAGGAAGGAGAGUGCUCGCACGCAACCCCCCGAGGUCACACCGAAACAGGUCGCGGAGAAGAUAGAGACCGCGGUCGUGAACCGACUUGGUGCGCGACUUGGGGACCCCACACUGGUCGCAAUGGUCGCGCACGAGGCAGUUGACGUGCUGAUGAGCUGGAGCGACUGCAAGAUCGCGGCCAAGUCCAUGGAGGCGAACGGGCUCUAUCUUGCUAUGCCCGACAAGCGUCUGUCCGCGAAGAAGAGGUCCGCGUGA